AUGUCACAUUUGGUAGGUUGAGUGAUAUUUUUCUCUUGGAUAGGGAUUCAGGCUGUCCCUUGAAUUAAUUCCUUGUAUCUUAAUUGCCCUGUUUUGGAGCUACUUUACAGGAAGAGACAUAUCGAUCUAACAGAAGCAGAUAUCUACUGCAAUGUGUCCUUGGGAACUGAGAAUGACAAUUUGUAAAAUGUCAAGAAAACUUGGUGAAAUCGUGGAGUAAAAUGCUUUGGAUUGGCAUUCCCCCACAAGAGAUGUGAAAGUUUUCUCACGCUACAGAAACCGACGGUAGCGUCGACGAGUCACCCAUUUACGUUCAUAUUUCAUACGUAGAAUUUUAAAGUCUUUGGAUCAAAAUUUUUAUUAAUUAUGAGCAUAUCAAUCUGCAAAUAAUUUUUCUCAGUUAUCUACUGGAAUUAAUUGUUGAUCCAAACAAAAAUUAAUUUUUUAUUUCAGACUAAUUCGCGAUACGAAGAAGACGACAUAAAAAGAGCAAAUGAUGCUUCUAAAGAUGCGCGGUUCUCAGCAUUUUUUGCCAUUUUCCUCGGAGUUGGCAUCAUCUUCUUUUUCAUUUUCAUUGCAGCUAUCGUGCCAGAAUUCGCUUAGAAAUUUUGGUGAAUUUCAUUUGGAUGCUUUUCGAGGUCUUUUCAAAUUGUAAAGUUGAGAAAAAUAUGUAGUUCUUAUUCGAACUUGCACUCAUUUGGGAAAGCAUAGAAAGUACGUAUGUUUAUGUUCAUAAACCUAAUAAUGUAUUCGUUUUACUAAAGUGAUAUGCGAUUAAUCAGAGACAAAUGGACUUCAGUACAAAAUGCAUGAUGAAGUAUGAUUAUAUUAGAUUUCUUCCCAUUAGUUAUCAGCCUCGAAAGACCAUAUAUAUUUUUACUUAUUAAUUAACAUGUGUUAUCAUAUCCGAGGAAGUUAAGGCAAUCUAGUUUUUUUUAGCCAUCAACUUCUCCUCAAGCCCAAGUUUAAUUAUCGUGGAGAAGCACGAAAACUUUGCAUUAAUUGUAUUUGACGGGUUGGCUAUUUUUUGUGCUUUGCGGAAACAGUUUUUCUGCCGCUCUAUAUAACUGUAAUUUUUCCUGGAAAACAUGUCUAACAGAGAAGAAAAUGCAAUAUCUUCAGUUUCAAUUACUGGUUGAGUUAUACCGAAGGAUCUCUCCCAUCUUCAAGAGCCCGGAAAUCGUGUUCAUGGAUAUUUCCAGUAAGACCAAUUACGAAGAUCGUGUUGUGACACACGAUUCGCCUUCUCAGUUCUUCACAUGCAAUUAAAAUUUCUUUAUACUAUUUAUGAAGUAUACGCAAGCUCAUUCCAAUUUACAUUUAUCGUGUAAAUGUCGCUUCUUCCAUCCUGUGGAAUUUAAAGUUGUCCACAUUACGGAUAGGGAUUCUGAAGGGCUAAAUUCUAAAAGUCGAAGGACUGUUCCCCUCAUGUUACACCAAAUAUUUUAUUUUUAUUAAAAUAUAGCACUGUAUUGUUAUUGUAAUAAAUCAGAAUCAGGCUUUGCCUCCUAAAGCCAGAGUGAUAUUAGCGAGAUUUGAGAAUGUUACCGGCAUAAAAUGAACGAAUUGGGCAACCCCGAGCUGACAUUGCUGUGACCCGAAAGCCCUUCUCUCCAUAAUCCUACCCCCAACCCUUCCGCUACAAUAAGGGAUAUCUAUCUCACUUCACUAACUCUUUUUCAGAAAAUUUAUUGUAAUCUGAACGAACUCGGAACCAUAUGACUGGGUGAAAACCAAUUCCCGAGUUUAAAUAACUUACUCCAAAGAUAUUUUUCAAUUCCCGGUUAGGAGAAACAUUGUACCGCAUACGGAGAAACGUUUGCCUGCUUUCGAGCGUUUUUGAAUGCAGACGUCAAAGUCAUUAUUUUAAUUCAGUGUCACAGUAUAUCGUGCUCUGUUGUCCACCAGUUUGUCAAUUGUUGAGCUCUCAGCUACCAUUACUGCUUUUUGGUCUGUAUAUGAUUAUUUUGCUACCCGGCCAGUGUAAAAGUUUUAGCGUGUGAAAUUAACUUAUGGAACUCGAUAAGUGAUUGCACUGACGUAGUCGUUGAUAAAUUCAUCACAAAAAAAGUGUCUGUCAAACUUUAAAACGCGUUAUAAUGCUAAGUGAUUUUACUGGUUUGAUGUUGGUAGCGCAUCAAUACAAACCUCAACCUCGCUAUCCUUUAGUUUUUGACGGCAGAGAGAGAGAAACCAGGCAACUUACUUUUUAAAAAGUUCCUGUUUAUUUCAAUUUUCAAGCUUCGAGUGUUCAGUUCUCGACAUCGCAUGCCCAUGACUGUCAAAGUUUUGCAUGAACAGCUUGUGUUUUCGUGGCAGUUUUAUCAACAUUUUCAAAAAGGGAAGAUUGGCGUUAUUACAGACAGCAAUCAAACAUUCAUAAAUAUUUAAAACAACACAACUCAAGGGAACAUUUCGUGCCCAUUAAGCGAGAUAAAACAAAGGUAAAAAACGUUGACAUGCAUCUCACUCAGCAGAAAAUAACUCCAGACAAUUUUAUUCAUUUUUAUUCCGUUUGGUAUCUUAAAAAAAGAUUACAGAGUGAUACAUUUUACGGCGUUUUGUUGGUUACGUGGUAACGUUUUUAAAGCUGAUUACAGGCUCGUUCAUAAUUGACGAGUUUUAGUCAGUGAACUGUGAUGCAAAUUUUGCUUUAUAUUCUGCUUUGACUAAGCUGGUACUGUAUUACUUGAGUAAGAACGAUUCUGAACAAGAACCUCAGUAAAAGAACCUAAUUCUCACAAAGGUAAGAAUAUCUCUGGCGAUGAUGGGAUGAUGGCUACUUGCGCAACUCCAUAUCAUCUACGUUUUCGUUUAAUGUCAUGCGAGUGAUCACACAGUUCUCAGUGACCUCCGGGUUUCAGACCUUUUAUUGAGUUUUUCGUCUUUACUAUAGACACAAAUACCCAAGUUAAUAAAUGCAGUUGAAUAGUUCAAAAUCCAUAGGAUUCCAGGAAUCAAUUUUCUUAAUCUCUUUUCAUCCCACGCAAGACAAAGAACGUUACUGAUAAUGAAAAAUAGCCCCUAAGCUCUCCCAGAAAACUUGGAAUCUUCUCAGUGAAACACGUGAAAACACUCUCUCUCUUUUACGCGACGGCGUUUGCCGUUUGCUUUAUUUUUUGGCAUUCUUUGCAUGGCGAUAAAAACUCCGUUAUAUGGGAAAUGACAACUAAAAAAAGAACGAGUUAAAAAAAAGUUUUAGUUUACAAGUUGUUUAUUUUUCCUUUCUACCGUUUUCAGGUAAGAGUGUCAUUUUUCUGAGCACUAUGUAAAUUUAUCCAGUCGGACGUAAAAAUAAGAGACCAUGAUCGUGAUUUCGGUUACGUUAUGGGUUUGUUUUCAAUACUCAUUUUGUAAAGUUAUUAAUUGAAAUGUGUUUGGUUGUAAUUGUAAGUCCGUUUAAAAAAACCUUUUUCUAAAAAAUUUAUUUUUCAUCGGGUUCAUCUUUGCCAAAAAUUAAAAAAAUUGACUGGCUCUUCUAUGAAAGGAGAAUUAUUGGAACACAGCUGUUUCGGGUAAUUUCCAGGCCAAGUUUUUAACGCUUUUGCUUGUUACUUCUUGAUUUGUUUUGAACUGUCGUAGCUGUAAAUGAAUGCCCAGUUCCACCGCUAGAUGCUCUGUUCUAUUAAUGUAUGUACCAAGGUAACCAACAUGUUAUUCAUGUUUAUUUUAAAGAUGACGAUAGAAAUUCAUAUCAUUGCUGUGUUCAUGACAUCCUUGGUCAUCAUAUUUACAACGGGUGGUAAGAAUUUCAUGACUUUUUGAGUAAAAUUCUCUUCACAUGUUUUAAUGGCAUUUUCUUGAAAGCAUUUAUAAUUUAGUGAUUAGAUUAGAUUUUAAUACUCCUGCACUUAGUGUCCAAUUGAACAAAUAUGUUCAGGGGUACUGGCCAGAUUGAUUGGCUUAAAAACGACUUAAAGACGAUUAAGGUUGUUUUUUCCUGUUACCAAGACAUGAGAGACAAAAAGAUAUUGCUUCAGUGGAGACUCUUUUUAAGGACACCCCUCCUAAUGUACUGUUAGGUGAACAAAAUCUUGUUCGCUAAUGGCGUCUGAUAUUUAAGAGGUCAUUUGACGAAUUGCAGGUAUUGUUAUCUGCACUUGCUAUUAUCCUGAUUGGUGGCCUAAAUAUUUGUCGUCGCCCCUCUCUUGAUACCUUAAUUUAUAGCGAAAUAUAUUUUUCAUUAUACAUAUUACAUUAUUUUUUUUUCUUUAAUUUUUUUAUUGUAGAUAAAAAAAAUUACCAUUCAAAGCUCGCUAGUUUCAAUAAUAAAAUCAUACACUCGCUUUAUUUUCUAACAGAGGCCUCCUUAUGGGACGAGCAGAGGCUAAUUCACGACCUGUUUCAAAACUACAGCAAGUUCUCUCGUCCAGUAGUGAACAGAAAUGAUCAGGUUGUGGUCACAUUCAGGGCGAAACUCAAGCAAAUAAUCGACUUGGUGAGUGUGAAUAAGUUGCAAAGAAAUUAAGUGAACUGGGGGCGAUUACCAUAUCUGACUAUAGAGGAUGACCGCCGUAAAAGGCCGUUCAUUGGUUAUCACGGGAGGUGGGUCAGAGGUCUUUUGUUGUUUCACAAUAAAAUUUACCUGAUCCCCUAGAAGGCUCUGUAAUAUUCUUACGAAUUCCCCUACACCCCUUAUACUAUGUUGGCGACGACUGAACUUCCCUCCGUCCCCCACGUGUUCUGCCAAACAAUCCUCUGUCCCCGUUCUCCCCCUCCGCCGCGCCUCUCAGGAAAUUAAAAAUGACUGCUCCCCAAGUAAGUCAAUAAUUCUUGACUGACUGAAUGACCGAGGUAUUCCAAACUUUGGAUUACUUCUGUCAUGAUCAGUUAGACUUUUAGUUUCAACUCAGUUUUGUCUCUUGAUUGAACAUUUUGCUUUUAAGUUUGAACGUAAAUGUCACCAUUAUUUAGCGAACACCUCUCUUUAAAAUAACAAAUAUCGGCGAAGAAUUUGUUUUCGUAUUUUUACAUGCUCUUCAACCUUAUCCAGAAGGACAACGAACAACUUCUACAAGUCAUUCUCUACACAUAUCAGGUACAAAUUUUUCUUAUGUCAUGUUCUGAGAUGUAUGUGAUUUAUUCAUAUACUUAGUCUAAUACUUUGAUUUCCUGGCAUCGUGAGCUACCCCUUUUCCACAGCAUCUCAAAGAAAAUGACGCUGCAUGUCAGAUACAUUUACAUUUCAAGUUCAAAACGAACGAAGAAAAGAAGCAAAAAUAAAAGAGACUGAGAAAAGAGUGUCGAAUCGUCUCAAGCAUGUCUUUUCCAACUUUCCUUACGUAUAACCUUCCUUUUCCUUCAACUCACCAAAACUCUCCUUUAAUUUACCUCUGGGUCGAGAAAAUUAAGUAAAUUUUUGGUCGUAGCACUGUCAAGGGAUAUGUAGCAAAGUGUGGGCAAAGCCCACGAAUGAGUCGAGAGUCUCUUUUGGGACGCAAGGUUUCUAAUUAUCUUGCCUUUCGCAUGUAAUCUACAAGCAACCUCAACCCAUACUGAUCUGUUUGAAAAAUUGGUUUAGUACUUUUGGUGUAAUCAAAUCCGUUGAAAUGUCCUUCAGGAAUGGACUAACCCAUUACUCACAUGGAACGCCUCUCUUUACGGUGGAACGGAAGAAAUCAACGUCGACGCCUCUAUGGUUUGGGUGCCGGAUAUUGUGCUAUACAAUAGGUAUUUGUGCAUUCCAAUUUGUGAUUGGUGUGGCAUAAUACCACGUGACGUUGAAGUUAGGUGGCUGUUAGAUUAUUCCCAACAUUCGUAUCAAUUUUAGGGAUCUCUAAUAUACGCUGUGGUGGCAGAAAGGUCUUUUACUCUCAGCAUAUCAUCAAAUUUACUAUUGCGUUUGAGAAAAUCUUCCCCGCAAUUACAACGCUAUACUGAUAUUAUAAUUGCAUGUGGUGCUAAGACCCGCGCAUUUUAUUUGCAAGAGCUUAGGACCAAGAAAAAUAGAUCAGUUAACUAUUGACUAGGAAAGUCGUGGUUGGAUUCCCUGUUAUGAUUACCAUUAUAAUCACGACGAUUUUGUCGAUGACUGUUAUCAUUGGCACAAGAGUAAUUGCACUUUUAAUUACGGCUAAAGAAAAAGGUUGAGACUUGUAAAUGCUAUCUUCAUUUUUUCUUCCUCAAAACUCAGCGCAGAGUUUACGUUCUCUGGUGGAACUCACAAGUACAAAACGGAUGUUGUCAUAUAUUGGAACGGAAGCACAAUUUGGCUUGCACCCGCGAUGUUUAUCACGGUCUGUCACCUCGACGUGCGGUAAAUUUUUAUCACACGCUUAUUUGAUUUGUAACAUUUCGACUGAGUGAUAAUCUAGCGUUAAAAAUUAUACCCUUCGCCGGAGCCAUAUUCCCCCAGCUGUAUUACCACGCCACCGUUCUUACUCCUUCUAGGCAUAGGUAUGGAUGGGUUCAGGAAAAUACUAAGUGGGUUCUACUUUCAGGGCAUGUAGCAGUACUCACCUCAUGUUUUGCAAAAAUAUAUGAGCUCUUCAAUCCUGCAAAAAAUCACUACUUAGUUAAGCAUGGAAGUCCCUUCUCAAGUAUCAUUUCUGUUUAUAUUCAAGAUAUUUUCCUUUCGAUGAUCAGAAGUGCCCGAUGAAAUUUGGAAGCUGGACCCACGACGAAACACGUUUAGACAUGCGCAUUCUUACCAAUGCCUCCAGUGACGACAUCUACACGGAACAUGGCGAGUGGCAGCUCUUAGGACUGGAGCAGAAAAGGUAGUAGUCCAUCUUGUGCUUUGAGAUGUCUCAUUUAAAGAGUCUUUAGACUAUGAUUUUUUUCCACAAUAUUUUUUGACGGCUUCCUUUAUAUUCAUUCCAAAAGUUAGCAUAUCUAGUUUAUUACGUUCGAGCAAUUUUCCAUUAGAUCCCAACGAAAGCAAAGUGUGAAGCUUCUUACGAGGCCGGGAGAGAAGUUCCAACACCCCAAGAACUUCACGCUCUAAAUAGAAACCUCAAAAGCAAGUUUAAUUUCAUUUUCAGG
Molecule: messenger RNA, 6984 nt
Organism: Pocillopora meandrina
Lineage: Eukaryota; Metazoa; Cnidaria; Anthozoa; Scleractinia; Pocilloporidae
Source: the annotation of a GenBank genome assembly